CAGCGUUACAAAAAAGGGGAGAUCGUCACCAAUCCAGGCGGUAUUCGAAAGAAGUUCAACGGUAAACAAUGGCGUCGGCUUUGCUCUAAGGAGGGCUGUAAUAAGGAAUCUCAACGGCGAGGUUACUGUUCGCGACACUUAUCGCUGAAGACUAAGCCUGGGCACGUGGAGCACACAUCACCGAGCAACAGCACCGGAGGAACAAGCAUGGAUUGGUUUUCACACGAGGGAGAGGAUCGACGCGAAGAUAACGCUGAA
Ostertagia ostertagi is the source of this 258-nucleotide messenger RNA. NCBI's taxonomy places the organism in Eukaryota, Metazoa, Nematoda, Chromadorea, Rhabditida, Trichostrongylidae. The record is from the annotation of a GenBank genome assembly.